Heterotrigona itama is the source of this 321-nucleotide messenger RNA. The record is from the annotation of a GenBank genome assembly. Lineage: Eukaryota; Metazoa; Arthropoda; Insecta; Hymenoptera; Apidae.
AUGGCACGACGAUACGCGAUGGCGAGGCUUCUUUCGACGAACCGUUUUACCGUCUUCCAUUUUACUUUUCCUAAUCGAGACUGGAGGAUGCUUGAUGUGGAGAAUCCCUUUUUUUCAAUCGAGUUACGUCUCAUAGGUGAAAUUGAAAGCGGAGGAUGUUUCAUGAAUAAUUUAGCUAAGUUUACAAAUGUUACAGUAGAUAUUGAAAACAUUGCAAUAGAAGAUGGAGUAAAAUUUCAGAAAUUAAUUCUUCAUCGAGGUACGAUUCCAGCAACUAUCCAAGACAACUGUCCGACAAGAAACAAUCAAAAAUGUUCGUGA